AUGAUUCAGGAAGUGUUACAGAAUUGUCAUGAUUCCCUGGAAGGAGGUCACCAAGGCAUCGUACGGACUUACGACAAAACUAGGAGGGAUUACUACUGGAUAGGACUGUAUGCCGGCGUAGAGCGGCAUGUCCGGUCCUGCCCCGAUUGUAGUUCCAGCAAGCGCACACAACAUCAAGGGUACUCGCCGGGCAAUGUGUUAGCAGAGAGACCAUUCCAAAUUGUCUCCAUGGAUUUCGUCAUACUGUUACCGAAGUCUCAACGCGGGAACACCGCCCUGUUGCUCUUCCAAUGCGCUUUCACUGGUUUCGUCAUGGGGAAAGCGAUGGCGGACACGACAGCACUCCGAGUUGCACAAGUGUUUGAAGAGUGUGUCUACCGAAGCCCACGUUUCAUGAGCGAAGUGUUUCAAGCGUUCGCCGAGAUGAUGCAGUCGAGGUCAAGAGCUACCCUGAGUUACCGACCGCAAGCUAACGGGCAACAAGAGCGGUCAGUGAAUACCGUCAAGCCGUCGGUCCGGAAAUUGAUAUUUGCGAUUAACAACUCCACAGAUGCUACGCGGAAGGAGAAACCUUUCUACCUAGUCCACGGAUGGGAUGCACAUUCGACUUUGAGAGCAAUGACAUCGUCGCUUAAACAAGGAAACGGACGCCAGUCCGAUGCCCUUAAAUAG
Phytophthora megakarya is the source of this 672-nucleotide messenger RNA. The record is from the annotation of a GenBank genome assembly. Lineage: Eukaryota; Oomycota; Peronosporomycetes; Peronosporales; Peronosporaceae.